Arxiozyma heterogenica is the source of this 1200-nucleotide messenger RNA. RefSeq names its product Sds3p (gene SDS3). Gene Ontology annotation, molecular function: histone deacetylase binding. NCBI's taxonomy places the organism in Eukaryota, Fungi, Ascomycota, Saccharomycetes, Saccharomycetales, Saccharomycetaceae. The transcript has a single exon. Gene Ontology annotation, biological process: negative regulation of transcription by RNA polymerase II. Gene Ontology annotation, cellular component: Sin3-type complex. The coding region runs from base 1 to 1200 and encodes 399 amino acids. The record is from RefSeq and is a predicted model, not a curated record.
AUGUCUCCAAAAUCAAAUACAACUGGUAACACUGCCACUACCACUAAUUCCUCCACUAAUCCUACUACUACUGCUUCUUCUUCUUCUUCAAAUGGUACCGCCACUACCACAGCUACAGGGUUUAGCCAUAGAGAAGUGUCUAGAAAGAAUAAAAGAAGAAUAAAUCUAGAGAACAAAGUGAAUAAAAUUAGUGAAAACUUCAUUAAAAAUAAAGAUCUUCAUUAUAAAGAUAGAUUAACAACGUUACAGACUAAUCUGACUAGUUUACAUCAAGGCACAAAUCUGUUACUCUUAAGCAAAUUGAGAGACUUGGAGGAGAUUAGAGAUUUGGAAUUGGUCAGAUUAAGACUCUAUGAAGAAUACAGAGUAAGCAGGUCGAGCAUUGAGUUUCAAGAAGAUAUUGAAAAAGCGAAAUCUGAUCAUGAAAAAUUGGUUAAACUAUGUAAAGAAAAACUAUAUUUUAAAAUUGAACAGAAGAUUAGAAAAUUACAAGAGGAAAGAUUGUUAAUGGAUGUGGCCAAUUUACACUCAUAUUCAAUGGAUUAUAGCAGGCCUUUUAUAUAUCAAAAGAAUACGAGAAGCCAGACUGUAAGUGGUGCCAAUAAUAAUAUCAAUGAAAAUAACGGCUAUACUAAUUACGAAUGGGAAUCAUCCUCAAAUGAGUUUGCCACUAGAGGUGACACAGCAAAUGAUAGUGCAACUGAUACAGGGACCGAAAGAAGAUCUUUGCGUAGAAGGACUGCCAAUUCAAGAAACGGUAAUGCGAGUGGCACGGACGUUGACGGGGGUGUCUAUGGCAAUAGCUAUUAUUUACUUGGGGAAGUGACAGAAGAAUCAGACUUUAGAAGUCGAUACUCAUCAACAGGUAGUAAAAGACAUGGUACUACUAAUAAUAAUUCAACUCAGAGGGGUAAACAUGGCUCAGGAAACCAAUCUGAUAUUAAUUCGGAUGCAGAUUUCCUUCAAGGUAUCAGUGAUUAUGAAGAUUUACAAACGUUACUGUUUGGUGAAAAGACCAUAGAAACAACAACCAAUUCGAAUAAAAAAAGACACAGAAUAAAUCCACGAUAUUCCACUAAAUCUGCACCUCCAUUAGAAUCAUUAACACCGGAUGAAGUCACUAGUGAUAUUGCAUUGAUUAGAGAAUUAACAGGUCAAUCACCUGCUCCAUUUAAACUACGUAAUCCACCUAUUGAAUAA